AUGCGUUCCCGCAUAAAAAGCGAAGGGAAUUCCCGAAAAGUGUUGUUUACAAAGCGCGUUGGCGCGUGCGGGACGCGGUUGUGCGCCUUGCCCGAUGCAAUGAAAGGGAAAAUUGUAGUUUUUGUCGCGGGUGACGCACUCGCUUCCCCGAACGGGCGGCGAAUGACGGCCCAGGAAUGUCGGACGCCGCUCGCUCGGAUUUCUCGCGUCGCCUUCGAGCGCUCGCAGUGCCAACGGUACAAAUUCGAGCAACGUUCGAGAUGGAAACAUUUGUUCGGUGAAUUAAGCGGCAAGUUCAACAGACACGUCGGAGGCGAUAAAUCACCCGAAGGCGCCUUGAUAAAUCCGGGGGCGUGCCGGAUGACGUCACAGACAUCCCCGGAAGGCGUGGGGGGGGAUAAAAUAAAAUUGUCACGUCCCAUCAGCUGUCCGCCGGAGACGAGCGGUCGUUCAACCGCCACCGGCUCGCCCCAUCUCACCUGCGGCUACGGUGACAUCCACCACGGGAUCGGCAUUGUUAAAUCGCGCAGUUUCAGCAACACGGGGCUGUCGAAUCGGCGCAAGAGAAGUUGCCCCUUUGGCGCAAGUAGAAAACUUGCGAGCGAA
Messenger RNA from Iphiclides podalirius (scarce swallowtail), 606 nucleotides. The record is from the annotation of a GenBank genome assembly. NCBI's taxonomy places the organism in Eukaryota, Metazoa, Arthropoda, Insecta, Lepidoptera, Papilionidae.